Misgurnus anguillicaudatus (oriental weatherfish) is the source of this 3431-nucleotide messenger RNA. RefSeq lists its product as uncharacterized. Gene Ontology annotation, molecular function: acrosin binding; structural constituent of egg coat. Gene Ontology annotation, cellular component: egg coat. The record is from RefSeq and is a predicted model, not a curated record. Gene Ontology annotation, biological process: binding of sperm to zona pellucida; prevention of polyspermy. Lineage: Eukaryota; Metazoa; Chordata; Actinopteri; Cypriniformes; Cobitidae.
GAUUUGCCGUUUUCCUGUGCGUGCUUUAGUACGCAGUAACAUCGUAACGCGUAACUGGCGAUGUCUUACAAAACGAAAGAGUUAUUUACAGUCUUGGUAUUAUUAGCAGUUGCAGUUCAUCUCAAUUGUGGAUCUUUAAACGCCAAGGAAGCCACUGGCUAUUCAAGAAGAAGCAUCUAUGACUUCAAUUUGGCAGACCAAACUAGAUCUUCACGAGGACUCCGGAGCGCCGGUUUUGAAUCUAACGCUACAAAUUCAAGUUCAAGUGGGCGAUACAACGAAACGCUACCACUUGAAGCGAAUAAACACAUGUAUGAAUUUUCUUUGCAACCCAACGACAGUUUACCUAACGUUACUUCCUCUCCCAAUGAAAACAGUUCACUCAUCAGACGUUUUCACAAAAGAGCUUUUCAUACCGACGCUAGAUUUCAAGCGGACAGCGCAGCAUUUGAGGGACCUGGGACUUCCGGGAAUAUGUACAUUUCUCAACAAAGGUCUAACUCUGAAGACACAGAUUUGUGGCUUGUUGUAAAACCCUCAGUGCAUUGUUCAGGAGAUGCAAUGACUCUAACAGCCCAAAGGAGAGAAUACACCCACAUCCUUGUGGACAGAGCGGAUGCUUCCCCAGUACAUUUGUACCAGUUACCUGCAUAUUGUGGUUACACUGUCAGAGUAACAUGGAAAGAACUUGUGCUAAUGGCCCCAUUUGAUGGGUGCUACAUCACACAAGAGAAUGGCUUUCAUGUUCUUUCACUGCUGUGGUGGGGCAAACCCAUAAAGAUCUCCUGCCCCAUGAUACAGAUGACUUCACAACCAACUCCUUCUGUUAUCUGUUCCUACUUUGGCAUGAUCAUUCAAAUAGAAGGUGCUCAAGAUGCUGUCGAGAAACACAGGGUUAAGGUGAAUGGGGAGGUACUGCCUCUCAUAUCCAAGACGUGUGCAUACCGCAUAAAUUCUCCCCCUGAUGUUGUCGUUCUUCAUACUGCAUUCACCUCAAGAUGUGUAAUUUCGGUGGAUGGAGAGAAUAGACUUGUCAUCUUUGUGGAUGGAAAGCAGUUCAUCCUUUCUUGUCCACACCCUCAACACCUUUCUCCAUUUCUUCCCAACCUUCAUUCUCCUCCAUUCUAUCAACAGCCAAAAUUGGAACAAAAACCUUUAAUUCCUCAUGUUCCUACUUCAUUUACUAAUAACAUGCAGCAGCCACCUAUGAUGCCACCUAAACCAGAGAAAUUCAAACCCCCCAUGGUACCUCACUUUCCUUAUAGACCACUUUUGGCUCCUCAGUUUUACCCUGAUCAUAGCAAACAACCUCUUAAUUCUGUUCAGGGCUUGUACCCCUUCCAACAAAAGUACCCUCCCAGUAUUUACCAACAACCAAAACCGUUUCCCGUACGUCACCAGGCUUCUUCUCCCAUAUCUCAUGGUACCCAACAUCAGGCUCCUAUUGCACCGUACCACCCAGUGAUGCCCCCCCUGCACUAUUCACCAUAUCAAAUUUCCUGUCCCCCUCACCCUGAGAGGUUCUGUUCUCAGUCCCCCGUUCAGUACCCCCAAUAUCAUCAGACCUUACUGACCCCUGCUGCACAACCAACCAUCCAACCAAUGCGAGAGGUGUCUUUCGUUCCACAACCUACAUAUGUGCCUCCGCCCCCUGUUGUGCAAAACGUCCUGUUUCCCCAACUUCCAAUCUUUCCUUCGGUUCCCCCUGAGCAACCACCAAAGAUCUCAUCUCCAUCACUUAGUUGCAUAAGGAAUAAAAUGACAGCAACUUUACCCUAUGCCCAAAUAGACUCCAUUAAAGUCAAAGAUACGAAGACAAAUACUUGGAUCUCCAUUGCUGCUGUUUCAGCAGCAUGUAAUUACAAAAUCCUCUCCAGAGGUGGUGCUGUUGUCCUUUCAUCUCCACUGCCUGCCUGCCAUACACAACAAAUGUCCUCCUCCAUGAUCUCUCUAUAUGUAAGGUUCUGGGAUUCCUCACUAUUGCGAGCCAGGACCCUACAGCUUCAAUGUCGGUACCUUGGAGAUGUAGACGCGCAAUCUGCUGAUCUUUUUGGUACACCCAAACCUUUGUCCCACCAUCCUGCUCGACCAACCCCUGAAGAAGUUCAGGUGUUCUGUUCUAGCCAACAUAUGAGUGUCAGAUUGCCACCUGGACCAACAUCUGGCCUCGUCGUAGAAGCCCCAUCCAGUGGGAUUAAUACGCAAACGAAAGCCGUGCCUCUUUUAGAGGCCCCAAGUCAUUGUGGGUACUCUUUGAAAAGAAACCGAGAAGGAGCCAUAAACAUCCAUCUGCCUUAUUCUUCCUGUCACAUGACUCAGCAGGAUGGGCAGCACAAAAUAAUAUUGCAAUAUCAGACAUUGGAUGGACGCACAUUUGAGGUCUUGCUGUCGUGUCAAGCUUCCGUCAGUCAGGAGUGCAAUGUUGCCAUUGACCAGCAGCUGGUCUGUGGAUCUGGAGCUUUAUCUUCAACAGAGUGCUAUGACAAAGGUUGCUGUUUUUCGUUAGAUACCCAGCUCUGUUUUUACCCCAUGGAUGAAUGCACGGUGGAUCGCCAUUUCGUUUUCUCGGUUCACUCCUCCCUCGCAAAUCCGCCCUUUUCGCCAGCCACCCUCGUCACUGCUGGAAACAGCUCUUGCUCACCGCACAAAGUUACCGCUGACUUUGCCUUGUUCAAGAUACCCCUGGAUGAAUGUGGUGUCCACAGAUAUGAGGUGGGCAAAACCGUGAUCUACAUGGUAGAGAUCCUGAAUAGACUUCAGUCCGUCAGUUUAAAUUAUGGCACCAUCACCAGAGACUCACCUGUAAGGUUACUGGUUGAGUGUCGGUAUUUUCCCGGCUCUGUGGUAAGUCUGGGAUACCUGGUGAAAAGUCCUUCCCUCGGACCUUCUAUCAAAGCUCAGGGGGUGUUUGGGGUUCAGCUCAGGAUUGCAAAAGGCGAACACUACAACGACUUCUACCCACAAUACCACCAGCCCCUGCGUAUGCUGCUGGGGAAACCCCUUUACCUGGAAGUGCGUUUGCUAAAUCCUCCAGACCCCACUGCUAUGCUGUUGGUGCAUUACUGUGUUGCCUAUCCACGCUCCGCAAAAUCUGCAUGGAUCCUUAUUUAUGACGGGUGCCCAAAUUCUCUUGACAAGACUUCAACCCCCAAGCCACCUGCCACCCCUGCAGAAGCUCUGAUCAAUCACGUUCGGCGAUUCACCAUCACUACUUUUCAGUUCCUGCAUGACCAUGACGUCUUACAAACAGAUGAGGAGAUUUAUUUUAUGUGUUCAACUGAGGUUUGCCUGCCCUCAGAUGGUCCAUGUAUUGAGGGCUGCUUUGAAGAUCCUGCUAAUGUAAAGUCUUGAAAGAAGAUGAAUAAACAGCCUUUCAUUUCUGACACACAGUGGCACUUCAGCAAAUACAAACAAUAAAACUGUAAAACGCA